Molecule: messenger RNA, 378 nt
Organism: Fusarium sp. VM40
Lineage: Eukaryota; Fungi; Ascomycota; Sordariomycetes; Hypocreales; Nectriaceae
Source: the annotation of a GenBank genome assembly
AUGCAAACCAAGCUAGACGCCAGUCCUGAGAGUUGGGUCUCACAGCCUUAUCUCAAGCCGAGUGGGGCCGAAAUUGGCAGAAUUAUCGGCGCAUCAGCUGAGAGAUUGCUACCGGGAGCCGAUUCAUCAGUAACUCAGGAGACCAGCUCUGCUGUCUAUCAUGUUGUCGAAGGUUCCGGCUUGACCAAGGUUGGGGACGCUGUUCUACACUGGAAGCAAGGUGACACGUUUUGCAUUCCAUCGUGGCACCAGUAUCAACAUUUUGCAGACGCAGAUAAUACUGUCUACCUCUAUAGGUUUGAUGAUAAGCCAAUGCUUAAGGCGUUGGGGUUCUAUCGAGCCGAAGGAGUUGAUGUAGAGACCUACGUGUCGGAGUAA